GCACUGGUUCCACUGGUUUCAGGAGUCCAACUCCGAGUCAGAGGAGACGACCUUCUUUCCAGCUGCAGAGUUUAAAUUAGGGUUUGCUCAUCUGCACUUCAAAUUCUCGUCUUUCAAGCGCUGGUUACAGGACGUAGGAGCUCGACGCAGCUGUGUACAACAAGAGCCAGAUCCAGCUCUUCUGGGCAAGCAGGUUUGGUGUGGAGAACCUUUUGCUGAGGAAUUGAAAAGGAAGCAUCGAGUAUACCAAUUGUGCAGGAGCAAUAGCUCUCCUCAUCAUUCUUUGUCUUUCUUCACCUUGACGCAAGAUCCUGCUGACCAGAUUUGGGGUGAGACAAGAAGGGCUGGGAAGAUGUCGGAGGGGCAAGCCACUCUCCUUCUUCGGAAGCAGCUGAAGGAGUUGAUGAGAAACCCUGUUGAUGGGUUCUCGGCAGGGCUGGUGGAUGAUUCAAACGUGUUUGAAUGGGCCAUCACAAUCAUCGGUCCUCCGGACACUCUGUACGAAGGAGGGUUUUUCAAUGCCAUAAUGAGCUUCCCCCACAACUAUCCAAACAACCCUCCUUCUGUGCGGUUCACAUCAGAGAUGUGGCACCCCAACGUGUACCCUGAUGGUCGAGUCUGCAUCUCCAUCCUUCACGCGCCUGGGGACGAUCCGAACGGGUAUGAGCUGGCAUCAGAAAGGUGGUCUCCUGUUCAUACGGUGGAGACCAUUCUUGUGAGCAUCAUCUCAAUGCUCUCCGGCCCCAACGACGAGUCGCCCGCGAACAUUGAUGCCGCAAAAGAAUGGCGAGAUAGCAAGGAUCUGUUCAAAAAGAAAGUUGGUCGGAUCGUGAGGAAAUCGCAAGAGAACUUCUGACGGGGAUGCCUGGCAACCAUUGGUUGCUGGCGGGAUGUCAGCUCCAGCAGGUGCUCACAUUCUGUAGCUUUACUGUUCCAUAGCUCGCAAGAAUCCAUAGCUUGUCAAGUUGACCAUGCGGUCACCUGUUGCUCAUGCCAAAUGAGACUUGUAGAGUCAGAUCGUUGUUAAGUUUCUAUAGGAUAGCAAACAAGGCUAGCUUCCGGUUGGCCACAGGGAAGAAACACUCCUCAGGAAAUGAACACUCCUCAUUCGAGAGCCAACUUGGUGAACCUGUGGUCAUGAGUGGUCUAUGCACGACCUCUCAAUGAGAUCUGGUUUCAGAUCCUUGGUGCUUGGGACGCUGCCUACAUGUGC
Klebsormidium nitens is the source of this 1213-nucleotide messenger RNA. The record is from the annotation of a GenBank genome assembly. NCBI's taxonomy places the organism in Eukaryota, Viridiplantae, Streptophyta, Klebsormidiophyceae, Klebsormidiales, Klebsormidiaceae.